Merops nubicus (carmine bee-eater) is the source of this 942-nucleotide messenger RNA. RefSeq names its product chromosome unknown open reading frame, human C9orf114 (gene SPOUT1). Gene Ontology annotation, molecular function: miRNA binding. The record is from RefSeq and is a predicted model, not a curated record. Gene Ontology annotation, biological process: miRNA processing; maintenance of centrosome location. Gene Ontology annotation, cellular component: kinetochore; mitotic spindle; spindle pole centrosome. The transcript has 9 exons. Lineage: Eukaryota; Metazoa; Chordata; Aves; Coraciiformes; Meropidae. The annotation marks the transcript as partial.
UGCCGCUCCCCAGGGCGCCACUACACGCUGAGCGUGGCCCUGCCCGGCUCCAUCCUCAACAACGCCCAGUCGCCGGAGCUGCGGACCUACCUGGCCGGGCAGAUCGCUCGGGCCUGUGCCAUCUUCUGUGUGGACGAGAUCGUGGUGUUCGACGAGCACGGAGAAGAUGUAAAGACUGUAGAGGGGGAUUUUGAAGGAAUUGGAAAGAGAGGCAAGGCUUGUGUGCAGCUGGCUCGGAUCCUGCAGUACCUGGAGUGCCCUCAGUACUUGAGGAAAUCCUUUUUCCCAAAACACGAGGAUCUGCAGUUUGCAGGGCUCCUCAACCCCCUGGACAGCCCCCACCACAUGCGGGUGGACGAGGAGUCGGAGUACCGAGAGGGGGUCGUGCUGGACCGGCCGACUAAGCCAGGCAGAGGCUCUUUUGUUAACUGUGGGAUGAGGAAGGAGGUGCAGAUCGACAGACAGCUGAAGCCUGGUCUGCGAGUCACCGUGCGCCUGGAGGAACCCCAGAACCCAGAAACCAAAGCUCGGAAGGGCAGCGUGGUGUCUGCCCAGCACCCCAGGACUGUCUCAGGCCUGUACUGGGGGUACAACGUCCGCCUGGCCUCCUGCCUGAGUGCUGUUUUUUCGGAGUGCCCAUUCAAGGAAGGCUAUGACCUCUCUAUUGGGACCUCAGAGCGGGGCAGCUCCGUGGACCAGGCCACUCUCCCCUCCUUCAGGCAUGCUCUUGUAGUCUUUGGAGGCCUUGAGGGCUUGGAGGCUGGCGUUGAUGUGGACCCAAACCUGGAGGUCACAGAUCCAAGCGUCUUGUUUGACUUCUACCUGAACACUUGUCCCAGCCAGGGCAGCAGGACCAUCCGGACAGAGGAGGCCCUGCUCAUCUCUCUGUCUGCGCUGAGACCCCACAUCGAUGAGGCUGUGAAGACACCCAGUGAUGGCUGA